AUGAUAUCCUCUUACACGGCGAACUUAGCCGCAUUCUUAACCAUUGACCGGUUGGAUACCACGAUUGAGAGCGUCGAAGAUCUCGCCAAACAGACGGAUGUACACUACGGGACAUUGAAAGGGGGGUCAUCCAAAGCAUUCUUUGAGGAUUCUGAUGUUCCGAUAUAUAAGCAAAUGGCAAACUUUAUGACGAGUACGACACCGUCCGUGUAUGUUUCUUCAACGAAAGAAGCAGUGGCACGUGUGCUGUUAGGGAGUUACGCGUACUUGGGAGAGUCCACAUCGAUUGAUUACCAGGUUCAACGUCACUGUGACCUGAUGCAAGUUGGGGGCUUGCUGGAUUCUAAAGGAUACGGCAUUGCAACACCUCGAGGCUCUCCCUAUAGAGACAUGAUUUCGGAGCAGAUUCUGAGACUGCAAGAAAGACAAAAAAUCAGUAAAUUGUACACCAAAUGGUGGAAGGAAAAAGCGGAAAGCAAUUGUGACACCGAAGGCAAAGGGAAACAAAACGCGAACGAGCUUGGCUUACAAAAUGUAGGAGGUGUAUUUGUGGUACUAAUGGCAGGUGUGGUCGCUGGUACAAUCAUGGCGAUAUUUGAAUUUCUGUGGAAGGCUUGGAGAAACUCCAGGAUUGACAAGGUAGGUUCAUUAUCAUAUGUUAUUUCAUAA
Messenger RNA from Acanthosepion pharaonis, 669 nucleotides. Lineage: Eukaryota; Metazoa; Mollusca; Cephalopoda; Sepiida; Sepiidae. The record is from the annotation of a GenBank genome assembly.